AUGUCAAAAUUAAACGAUACAAAAUUAUAUGAAGCAACGAAACGUUUGGAAAAGCGUUUAAAAGAUCGUGAAGAUGAAUAUGUCACUUAUAAACAAUUUCAUAUUCUUGUUGGAACAUUUAAUGUUAAUAAUCGACAGCCACCAUCGGAUACUUUACUUGAAGAAUGGCUUUAUCGUGUAACGAAUAACGAUGAUCGUAAACAACAAACUCUGCCGGAUAUAAUUGCUGUUGGUUUUCAAGAAAUUGAUACAAGUGGUGGUGCAUAUAUCUAUGAUGAUAGAAAACGAGAAGAUGAAUGGGAACGUAUUGUACGAAAAACAAUUAAAGCUUGUUAUAAACCAAAAGAUGACAGUCAUAAAUUUCAAUUACUAAAUCGUAUUAGACUUAUGGGUAUUUUACUAUUUGUAUAUGUACGUACUCCACAUAUGGCAAAAUGUACAUCAAUUUCUCGUUCAUCAGUUCCAACUGGUUUUAUGGGUCUUGCUGGUAAUAAAGGUGGUGUUGGUAUUAGUUUUAAUUUUUAUCAAACACAAAUUUGUUUUAUUAAUUGUCAUUUUGCAUCGGGUGAUGGACAAACACAAAAACGUAAUGAAGAUUAUCAGACAAUAGAAUCACGUAUGACAUUUACGGAUGCACCUACAUAUUCGCUGAAAGAUUAUAUUUGGUAUACACCAACAACAGCUGGUAGUUCUGCUCCUAAUCCUCAAACAUCAUCGGUUCCGACACGAUAUUGGAAAAUAAAUGAUCAUGAUAUUACAUUUUGGUUUGGUGAUAUGAAUUAUCGUAUAUCUCAACCAAAUGAACAAGUUCGUAAAGCUAUUAGUGAAGUAUCAACUAUUCCAUUACAUGAAAAAGAUCAAUUACGAUGUGAAAUGAAAUUAAGUCGUGUAUUUACAAAUUAUUUUGAACCACCUAUUGAUUUUAUGCCAACCUAUAAAUUCGAUACGAAUACCGAUCAUUAUGAUACUAGUGAAAAAAUGCGUACACCAUCAUGGACUGAUCGUAUAUUAUAUCAUGCAAAACGUUCAAAAAUUCGUCAGAAUAAUGAUAAAGAAUUAGAAUUAAUUCAAACAAUACAUUAUUCAUGUGCUAAAACAAUUAGAUUUAGUGAUCAUCGUCCAGUUAGUGGUCUUUAUCAAGUUGCUAUUAAAUCUGAAUGUGAUGAAAAACGUUUAAAUCGUAUACGUGAAGAAUUAAUACGUGAAUUAGAUCGUGAAGAAAAUGAUUCUAUACCAACAAUUGAAGUUCGUCCACGUCCACCAGCAAUUGUAUUUGAUAAUAUACGUUAUUUAGACAAAGUUACUUAUUCAUUAUUAAUAAAAAAUAUUGGUGAAUGUCCAUGUACAUGUGGAAUAUAUCCAUCAGCAAUGUUUGAACCAACACGUCCAAUAAAAUCAAAACGAAUAUUUGAAGAUCCAUUUUUUAAUUGUUUAACAUUUACACCUAAUUCACCUUAUACAAUAGAGAUAGGUAGACAACAGUCGAUUGAUAUUAGUUUUCAAAUGAAAAGUCAAAAUUCAUGGGUUUUGGGAAAGCAAUUAAAUGAAAUUCUUAUAUUACAUGUAGAAAAUGGUGCUGAUACAUUUAUAACAGCAGAUAUUACAGUUGAUAUGGGUCCAUUUGGUUUAUCAUUUGAACAAUUUCCUCCAACAUUCUAUGAUAGUGAGAAAAAACAAUAUGUUUAUGCAAUAAAUGAUAAAACAACAUCGGAACGUAUAUUUGAAAUGAAAAACGAUCCACCAGCACUUUAUAUAUCAUUAAUUGAUUGUUUAAAAGAUCGUAAUGAUAUCAAUUUACUUAAUAUAUUUAAUACUGAAGUUCAAGAUUCUAUUGAUUUAAUUCCAAUACGUAAUCAAAUCUAUGAACAUAAUUAUAAUUUUCAAGAUUGUCAAACUAUUCCAUUAUUCAUGAUACUUUUACAUUUAUUGCAGUCAUUACCUGAACCAUUAAUAUCACGUGAUAUACAAGAUAGAAUAUUAUUAACAAAUAAUUCGUCAAAUUUUCGUACAUAUUAUUUACCAAGUGGUUCAUCUAUGCAAUCUCAUAUACCGAAUGAAACGAAUUCUGUACAACAACAUGACAUGGCAAAAGCUGUUGGUGCAACAAUUGAAUUAUUAAAACCAAAAGAAAGAAAUUUAUUUUUUCGUUUUCUCUUACUUUUACAAAAAUGUUGGCCAACAUCCGAGCAAUUAAAAAGAAGUGAAAAUUCUAAAAAUAUUUUAAAUGUUUGUAUUGAUAUAUUGACUCUUUCAAUUUUACAUGAACAUGCUGAUCGAAAUCAACGACAUACAUUUCUAUUAGCUUGUCUCAAUGAAGAAAAAAAGAAACACUCGAAAUAA
Molecule: messenger RNA, 2340 nt
Organism: Adineta steineri
Lineage: Eukaryota; Metazoa; Rotifera; Eurotatoria; Adinetida; Adinetidae
Source: the annotation of a GenBank genome assembly